Zasmidium cellare ATCC 36951 is the source of this 2202-nucleotide messenger RNA. RefSeq lists its product as uncharacterized. Gene Ontology annotation, cellular component: nucleus. The record is from RefSeq and is a predicted model, not a curated record. Gene Ontology annotation, molecular function: zinc ion binding; RNA polymerase II cis-regulatory region sequence-specific DNA binding; DNA-binding transcription factor activity, RNA polymerase II-specific. NCBI's taxonomy places the organism in Eukaryota, Fungi, Ascomycota, Dothideomycetes, Mycosphaerellales, Mycosphaerellaceae. Gene Ontology annotation, biological process: positive regulation of transcription from RNA polymerase II promoter by galactose; DNA-templated transcription. The transcript has 5 exons. Bases 1 to 2202 code for a protein of 733 amino acids.
AUGCCCUCUCCCGACGAGACGCAGCAACCAGGUUCGGAUGCGCAGACACCUCCUGUGAAGCGACAGCGCGUCUCUCAAGCAUGCAAUAAUUGCAAGAAUAGAAAGACCCGACAACCAGUCUGCCAGGCCUGCGAAAGCAGAGGCGUUUCAAGCUCGUGUAACUUUGAUCAGACCCGUCGACAACGUGCAAGGGUCUCCUAUACCAGUCCACAGCAUCAGACUGCUUACCGCACCGAGCCGAUAGCACAUAAUGAUGCUGCUCAGGCCUUGUCAGAUCUGGGCCGCUCACAAAACUCGAUUGGAAAUGGUACUCACGCUUCAGGAAUGCGGCCAAGCAUAGCCGUUCAAUCUCCCUCCUCACAUCCUGACUUCUCCUCACGACGGGAUACCAUCUCAUCGGUUUCGCGCCCUCAUCCAAGCGAGAUCUCGAACGCCCGUCCUGAUGGCUUAGCUACUGUCGCUGCUGGAAGUGAUGAUGCGAUCUACGGACCAAGCUCGACGAUGGCAUUCCUCAAAAAUGUCAUGCCAAACCAAAGCCGCCAUGGUUCAGUGACGCCUGGUGGGCACGCACAGAGCAGCAGCCGCGCUAGUUUGGAUGUCAAAGGCGGCACUACACCCGCAUUACCGGAUCGCAUCGCGACUCGAGCGGACGGCCUUGCUGUGUUGCCUAUGAGACGGCAGGCUGAUAACUUCCUGCUUUGCUAUUGGGACUUUAUACAUCCGUUAUUUCCUGUCCUGCACAAGCCAACAUUCCUUCGCAAGUACGAUCGCUUGUGGACUGAAGGCGAUGAAGCUCAAACGCAUUACGACACAGAGGCUGAAGAAGCCAUCUUCACUUCGACACUGAACUUGGUCUUUGCUCUAGGUUGCAAGUUCAGCGGCUUGAUUGAUGCCUCUCAGAAGGCUUCAGUAGCAGACGACUUUUACCAGAGGUCGCGACAGUCUUACCCGUUCGACAUCCUGGACUCAACCUCAAUCUCGCUGGUGCAAAUGCUUAUCCUAACCGGCGUCUACCUACAGUCCACGCAAUAUGCGAGCCGAUGCUGGAACUCGGUUGGACUCGCUAUCCGGAUGGCUCAGAGUCUGGGUCUCCAUGUUGAUCACAGCAGUCGAAAGUCCAUCACUCAACUUGAGCUGGAGAUGCGGCGUCGCAUUUGGCAUACUUGUGUCCAUCUCGACAGACUAUUAGCCAUGACCUUUGGUCGGCCGUCAAUGAUCGGCCGUAACACCGAUGUACCAAUACCAGGCUUGAUCGACGACGAAUACCUAGGUGAUCGAAGCCAUGGUUCACAGCCUGCAAACGCACAUUCUCGACUUGGACUUUUCGUCUCAUCCUGUCGACUGUUCGACCUGCUUGAGGAGAUUCUCGAGCUCUUCUACCGCGACAGCUCUGGUGUUGUCUCGCACAGACAAAUCCAGGGCGUAACGCGCACCGCUGAGCUACUGACACCCGUCCUGGACCUCAAUCGGCGUCUUGACGAAUUUGUCGAGGGUGUUCCAGAAUACCUGCAAGUACCUGCCCGACCUACAGCGACGGCAACGCAUGACGAUCAUAUCAACCUACAGCAACAAGUCCUGUAUUGCCGGUUUCUUUACGUCCGACUACUGCUACUUCGUCCGCUCCUGUUGAUGGCGACGAGACGAGACUCGAAGCCUGCAACAUCAUCUUCGCUGGACGAUGAAGUUAUUCGGAGCUGCUGCAAUCUGUGUACUUUGACGGCUUGUAGGCUCAUCGAUACACUGUACGCCAAUCUGGGAACGCUUUACCGAAGCUCAGGGUGGCAUACCGUGUACUUCACCUUCUCGGCCGCCAUAGUGCUAAUGGCGUCGUCGAAGAUCGACGAGGUACAACGAGUGUCAAAGAGCGAGAUGGAGGCUUCAUGGGAUCGCUGCCUCCUGAUUCUGGACCACUACGAGAACCAAAUCCAAUCCGCGAAUCACGCAAAGCACAUCUUACGCACAAUGAAGACUCGGAUCUCCGAUGUUGCACGAGCUCAAGACCAGCAACCCGGCUUCACUCACAUCAACACCGUCGCCAAGCCAACACAAAAUGGACAUGGAAGUGCACCAGAACCCGACAUUUACUCACAGCUCCAUCUGGACGACAUCGAUCUCUUCAGCGCCGACAACAUCUCCGAAUCCUGGUUUGGCCAACAGCUCGGAGCUAUCAAUUUGGAUUGGCUCGAACUGCCUCAGUAUUGA